This is a messenger RNA of Closterium sp. Yama58-4, 3945 nucleotides long. The record is from the annotation of a GenBank genome assembly. Lineage: Eukaryota; Viridiplantae; Streptophyta; Zygnematophyceae; Desmidiales; Closteriaceae.
AUGCACAAACGGGACCUUGUUGCUGGUCUUCCCAGGGUGCUCCCUCCCCUUCCCGACUCGCCUGCUCCUCCCUGUAUUCCCUGUGUCGAGGGGCGGCAGCGCGCCGCUCCUCACUCCUCCUCCUUUCCCCCGACGACUGCUCCCUUGCAGACGCUCCACUUGGACGUGUGGGGCCCAGCCCGCGUCCGUGGACAGGGUCAGGAGCGGUACUUCCUGCUAGUUGUUGACGACUUCUCGCGCUACACCACGGUCUUCCCCUUGCGAGCCAAGGGUGACGUCCCUGAUGUCUUGAUCCCUUGGAUCCGCAGAUCUCGUCUCCAGCUCACCAGGCGUUUCCGCUCCGACUUUCCUGUCCUGCGUCUGCACUCUGACAGAGGUGGGGAGUUUUCCUCUGGCCUCCUGGAGGCCUUCUGUCAGCAGGAGGGCAUUGAGCAGUCGUUCACGCUUCCGGACUCUCCACAGCAGAAUGGGGUUGCUGAGCGCCGCAUUGGUCUAGUCAUGGAGGUCGCUCGUACCUCCUUGAGUCAUGCGGCUGCCCCCCAUUUUCUGUGGUCGUUUGCGGUCCGAUACGCUGCGCAUCAGCUCAACCUCUGGCCCCGUGUCUCCUUGCCCGAGACUUCUCCGACACUGCGUUGGACGGGAGAGGCUGGCGAUGCGUCGCGUUUUCGGGUCUGGGGAUCCCGAGCUUUUGUCCGCGACACGUCCGCGGACAAGCUCUCCCGUCGCGCUGUCCCCUGCGUCUUCCUUGGCUUUGUCCCGGACGUCUCUGGUUGGCAGUUCUACCACCCCACCUCGCGUCGUGUCCUGGCCUCUCAGGACGUCACUUUUGACGAGUCCGUCCCCUACUACCGCCUCUUCCCCUACCGCACUGCCCCGCUCCCCCCCCCACCUCUCUUCCUCGCUCCAGGUGCUGAGGUACCAGACCCCCUCCCCCCUCAGGGUGCCGCUCCUUCAGGUGUGUCCCAGGUAGACCCGGGUGAGCCUGUCGAGGUAGCUGUUGACUCUCGUCCUGCGUCUGGGGGUGCUGAGCCUGGGGGUGCUGAGUCUGGGGGUGCGGAGCCUGGGGGUGUUGAGCCUGGCGGUGCGGAGCCUGGAGGUGCUGUCUCAGGGGGUGCUGCGUCUGGGGGUGCUGAGUCUGGGGGUGCUGAGACUGAGCGUGCUACACCUGGAGGAGCCCUCUCCUCCCAGCAGCUGCAGGAGAGGUACCUCGAGUACUGCCGCCUCCGGAGAGGUGCUGCUGGAGCUCGUCCCGGUACUUCCCCUCCUACCCAGGAGCUCCCCCCCAUUCAGCAGAUCCGAGAGUGGUACACACGCCGCUGCAGUCUUCGGAGUGGUCCUCCGGGUGCUGCGGACCCUGGGGGUGGCGCUGCUGCUGGUGCUGAGGACCCGGGCGAUGGAGCUGCUGCUGGUGCUGAGGACUCGGACGUUGGAGCUGCUGCUGGAGCUGAGGACCCGGCUGGUGGAGUUGCUGCUGGUGCUGAGGACUCGGACGUUGGAGCUACUGCUGGAGCUGAGGACCCGGCUGGUGGAGUUCCUGCUGGUGCUGCGGACCCGAGCGGUGGCGCUGCUGCUGGUGCUGAGGACCCGGGUGUUGGAGCUGCUGCUGGUGCUGAGGACCCUGCCGCUGGUGUCGCUGCUGGUGCUGAGGACUCGGACGUUGGAGCUACUGCUGGAGCUGAGGACCCGGCUGGUGGAGUUCCUGCUGGUGCUGCGGACCCGAGCGGUGGCGCUGCUGCUGGUGCUGCGGACCCGGGCGUUGGAGCUACUGCUGGUGCUGAGUCCCCUACCGCUGGUGUCGCUGGCGACGCUGCGCGGCCGCGACCGUACUUCGUACCACUUCUUCAGCAGGUUCUUGGUCAGGCUCCUCCUCCUUGUCCUCCUCCCUCCGUAGAGUGUCCUCCGCCUGUCCAGUCGCAGUCACAGUUCCCGCCUGCCUCGCCUCUCCCUGCUCCCUCUCCUUACACUGGUCCCACAGGAGGUCUUACAGAGCGUCGUGAGCCUGAGUCUCGUCCUGCGUCGCCUGUACGUACUGCUCGCACUGGUCGUCGUGUCCCGCGUGAGCGUCCUCCUCCUGUCCCUGGCACUCACUACAUGACUCUGCGUCCCUCCACUGCUCCUCAGCGUGUCCCGCUACCGUCUCCUCCUGCUUCCUCUCUGCCUACUCUUCCUGAUCCGGAGUCUGACUCCCGUCGUGCUGCCAGUCCCACUGUCACCCGUCUCCUCGCUACUGUUGUCACUGACCCUACCUUUGAGUCCACCGCUGCGUCUUCUCUGGUCGCUGAGCUCGUUGACUUUGCUGCUGCCUGUCGUCUAGACUACGCCACUAGCCUCGUUGCUGAGUCUGAGUCUGCGUCUGUCUGUCCUCCGUCCGUCGGGGGUGAGUGUGCUCUUGGCACGGACGUCCUUGAGGACAGACAGGAGGAGUUCCAGUGCUUUGCUGCUGCUUUACCCCACCUCGUGUCCAUGCUAGUUGCCCCUGAGGGAGACCCGGAUGCACCAGACAUCCCGACCCCGCGCACUUACGCUGAGGCGAUGGCGGGUCCUUACUCCUCUCAGUGGCAGACAGCCAUGGACGCAGAGAUGGCUUCCUGGAAGUCCACACGCACCUACGUCGACGAGGUUCCCCCACCUUGGGCGAACAUCGUCAGUGGCAUGUGGAUUUUCAGGGUGAAGCGGCCGCCGGGUUCUCCUCCUGUCUUCAAGGCGCGCUACGUGGCUCGAGGCUUCAGUCAGCGAGAGGGAGUUGACUUCUUUCAGACCUUCUCCCCCACCCCGAAGAUGACCACUCUUCGGGUGCUACUGCACAUAGCCGCUCAGCGCGACUACGAGCUUCACUCACUUGACUUCAGCACUGCUUUCUUGCAGGGCAGCCUGCACGAGGAGAUCUGGCUGCGCCGCCCUCCUGGCUUCACUGGGUCGGUUCCUCCUGGUACCCAGUGGAGACUUCAGCGGCCGGUCUACGGUCUCCGCCAGGCACCGCGUGAGUGGCACGACACACUGAGGACGACACUUGCGGCUCUUGGGUUCGCUCCCUCUACUGCUGACCCGUCACUGUUUCUACGCACCGACACCUUGCUGCCGCCGUUCUACAUCCUCGUGUACGUCGACGACUUGGUCUUUGCCACUGCUGACACCGCGGCACUCGCCCACGUGAAGUCGGAGCUGCAGAGGAGACACACGUGCACAGACCUGGGUGAACUGACAAGCUACCUUGGCUUGCAGAUCACCCGGGACAGAGCUCGCCGCACCAUCACCUUGACUCAGUCACACAUGGUGCAGCAGAUCCUUCAGCGCUUCCGCUUCACGUACUCCUCGCCUCAGUCCACUCCUCUGCCUACCGGUCACUCGCUCUCAGCUCUGCCUUCGGAUGAGUCCGUAGAGCCGAGUGGCCCGUAUCCAGAGCUUGUGGGCUGCCUCAUGUACCUGAUGACCUGCACUCGACCUGACCUUGCAUACCCUCUUAGCAUCCUUGCACGCUAUGUCGCUCCUGGCCGUCACAGGAAGGAGCACAUGGAUGCCGCUAAGAGGGUGUUGCGCUACUUGUGCAUUUCUUGGCGUUCUACUCGCUCCUCUUCUGUUCUCAGCUCCAGUUGUGAGGCUGAGAUCUACGCCACAGCCAUGGCUGCCCAGGAGCUACGCUGGCUGACCUACCUGCUGACCGACUUGGGUGAGCGGCCUCGUUCUCCUCUAGUGCUGUACGUCGACAACCAGGCUGCCAUUGCCUUGUGUGAGGAGCACAGACUGGAGCACAGAACAAAGCACAUCGCCCUGCGGUACUUCCUUGCUCGAGAGCUGCAGCAGCGCGGUCAGCUUUGUAUUCGCUACGUGGCCACUGAGGCCAACACUGCUGAUGUGUUCACCAAGGCGCUUCAGCCUCGUGACCAUCAGCGCUUCUGCACUCUACUAGGCCUUGUGCCUACUGGACCUCACUUGCUUACCUCUUGA